Molecule: messenger RNA, 1501 nt
Organism: Fundulus heteroclitus (mummichog)
Lineage: Eukaryota; Metazoa; Chordata; Actinopteri; Cyprinodontiformes; Fundulidae
Product: ribonuclease inhibitor-like
Exons: 3
Coding region: 987-1391 (134 amino acids)
Molecular function (GO): protein binding
Source: RefSeq, a predicted model, not a curated record
UGAACUUGAUAAUUAUUGCACAUUAACAAGCUGCAACCAGCUAUAAAUGGUUGUAACAAAAUCUUCUCUUGCAGCAAUAUAUCAAGCUAAAACAGACUUUGUAGUAAAUGAAAUAGGGCUCCCUCCACUGCAGACAGCAGCAGGUAGAAUGUACUUCAGCUAUUAUACCACUGAAGAAGUAAAGUGCUAAACUAAGUCAGCCACUGGUAAACUCCUGCAGCGGAGAGCAUGCUGUGAAGAAAAGCUGCUUUAUUGAUGCAGUUGUAGUAACACACUGUGUUCUAGUGGAAGUAACGUAACGCCGUUAUCUGUUACAUUAAGUCAUGACUCUCUUUACUAAAUGAAAACUGGAGCCUCCUGGUUUCUUUUUGAUACAUUACCAGUAAUUUUACCCAGUUUGGUCACUUCCAGUAAAAGGAAGAGGCGUCACUUGUAUGUAUAGUUAGAGAUGAUUUGGAAGUGAGAUGAAGCCAAAACAACCAUAGUGUAUUAUCACUAGACUCACAUAUGUCUAGAGAUAAUCUGGUGAUAAUUUACAUAGAGGAGACGGCCAAAUGCUACCAUGGACAUCCAGAUAGAUUUAGUCAGUUCUGUUGUUUUACUCUAGAUGAUCUUUCUUCAUCUUUGUGGUUAAAUGAAGCUUUUAACCAAAGCAGAGACACAGCAGCUCUGCAGUAGAACCAAGACCUGAAGAGACUGAAGAGAUUCUCUGUGUGGGUCAAACAGGACAUUGAUGUGAAGAGCAGAUGUUCAUCUGAUGAUGACAUCACUGUUUAGUCAUCAUCUUUUAGUCUGUUUAUCAGUCUUUAUUAGUCUGAUUUAACUACAACUGAUCUGAUUCUUUCUCUCAUCACAGACUAGUGGGCUGUAGUCUCUCACUGACUGAAUGUGAAGUUGUGGCCUCAGCUCUGAAGUCCAACCCCUCCCUGACUGACCUGGAAAUAGAUGAGAUCUAUAAUGUAGGGCGAACCAUUGGAGACUCUGAGAUGAAGCGUCUCUGUGAGAUCCUGGAGACUCCAUUCUGUAAAGUAAAGAAGCUGACAUUGAUAGACUGCAGUUUGUCAGAGAUCAGCUGUGAACAUCUGGUCUCUGCUCUGAAGUCCAACCCGUCCCAUCUGACAGAACUGGACCUGAGUGACAACAACCUGAAAGAUGGUGGAGUGAAGGAGCUCUGUGGUUUCCUCCAGACUCCCCUCUGCAAACUACAGACACUGAGAUUGAUGAAGUGCAGUUUGUCAAAGAUCAGCUGUGAUCAUCUGGUAACGGCGCUGAAGUCCAACCCGUCCCAUCUGACAGAACUGGACCUGAGGAACAACAACCUGAAGAAGUCAGAUGUUCAGCAGCUGGAGGAUCUUGUAGAGAGUCCAGACUACAAACUGGAGUAUCUGUAAGUAGAUGGUUGGAGUGAGUCCAGCUGCUGUCAGCAGAACUGUUCUGAACCCAGUUGGUACCAAAGCAAAGAUCCAGUGUUUCCAGUAAAGCUGCAGCUUCUCAGUGGGAG